UCCUUUUGGACCUCUCAAAAGCGUUUGACAGCGGGGACCAUUAAAUCCUGUUAAAGAAACUAAGCAAUAUUGGGGUUUCAGGUGAAGCCCUUAAUUGGUUUGAAAGCUACAUUACAGAUAGAAAGCAGUUCGUUCGCAUUGGCUCCUCGGUAUCCGAAGUUUUACCAAUCACCCACGGAGUGGCUCAGGGAGCAAUAUUGUCACCGCUAUUGUUCUGCAUCUAUAUAAAUAACCUCUCAAGAGUACUACAAGCAUCUGAGUUGGAAUCAUUCGUCGACAAUUCUAAGAUAUUUAUGUCAUUUCCAAUUGAAGAUAUUGCUAGUGCAAAAACAAAGAUAGAAGAGGACCUCAAAUUGGUCGCAACUUGGUUUUUCGAAAAUAAACUGUUGAUAAACCCCGAGAAGACAAAGUUACUCUUGAUAGGAACUCUGCAACUGCUCGGUAAGCUCCUUGAGGAGACGACAAUUACAUUUCUUGGAGAAGAGAUUAGACCAACCACAAAUGCCAAAGACCUGGGAUUAACCCUAGACACGAUUACCAUAUCAAAAAUGUUGUAUCAUCUUGUAUGGCCAAGCUAUGUCAGAUAAACAGAGUAAAGGAUAGCUUUGAUAGGGAUAGUCUUCGCUUAAUUAUCAAUGCUUUAGUAAUGAGCAAACUUUAUUAUUGCUCUACAGUAUGGUCAAACACUUCUGCAACAAAUAUAAAGAAAUUGAGAGCAGUACAGCAUUUUGCUUGUAGGAUAUUGACACUAAAUACGGGAAGAUAUGAUCAUGUAACACCAGCACUACGGGCAAUUCGCUGGCUUCCUGUAGAGGAACACUAAUACAACUAUUAGAACAACUAAUAACAUACAAAUGUAUGAACGGAUUAACACCACCUUACCUAUCCAAAUUAUUUAUAAAAAGAAAUGAAAUCCACGAUCUAAAUACAAGGAAUAAUAAAGCGCUACACAUCCCUCGACACAAAACAGUUUCAGAACAAAGAACCUUUUAUUACAGAGCGGUAAAGUUAUGGAAUGACUUGAAUGAAAACCUAAAAAAAUUUACCGUGGAUCGACCGGAAAAGUUUUAAAACCGAGUUAAAGCAGAAGAUGCUAAACAACAAUUAAUUACAUUUUCUGAUAUUAUAGAUUUAAUGGAUUUUAAAUAAAUGAUCUCAUAGACAAAUAGACUUUAAUAGACAAAUAGAUUUUAAAUAAUAGACAAAUAGACUUCAUUAGACAAAUAGAUUUUAAUAGACAAAUAGACUUUAAUAGACAAAUAGACUCAUAGACAAAUAGACUUUAAUAGACAAAUACAUUUUAAAUAAUAGACAAAUAGACUUUAAUAGACAAAUAGAUUUUAAAUAAAUGAUUUCAUAGACAAAUAGAAUCUCAUAGACAAAUAGAUUUUAAAUAAACGCUAUAAAUAGGAAUUUUAAUAUAACUAUUAGUUCUGUAAAUAGGUAUUGAAAAACCCUCUCCGGGAAUACUUCAUUGAAUAAUAAUAAUAAUAAUAAUAAAUAAAAAUAAAAAUAACCGGCGAUUGUCUAGGCUAUAGACGGCGAAAAUCGCCGGGUGCCGGCUUCUAUUGGGAACCCUGCUUUGAAAUUGACGAGAAUACUUGGGCCAAGUGUACUGUAAAAGUGACAACAACAUGUAAAAAUUAGAAAAUAGGCACUGUUUGGUAAAAUUUGUACGAAAAUUAUUAUUGCAUGACUCCACAGAAUAUUUUAUGGUAUUUUUUGAAUUUCUAGAAUUGUGUUGACAUUUUCUGCUUUUUCAUUGCAUAGAUUUUAUCAAUUUUCAUCUCUCAGUUUGGUUACUCUUAACACUCGGAGCUUGUCCCCGAGCCAACGGCGCGCAGCGCCGUUCCGGGCGUGAGCCCGGGCCGAGGGUACUAAUUCCUCACGGCUAAUUAUACCCGGGUAUGUGAAAACAUAGCGAAGUUCAAAGUUGUCUUCCAUUUUGUUUAUGUCAUGGACGGUUUUCGACGUUAUGCGCAUGCGUGCGUAUAAGCUCUGACUAAAUAAUUGUUUUUCAUUUUGAAAGAACGUAUUGUGCUGUUUUACAGCAAUUUUUUUUUGUUUUAAAUUUCGUAAAAAAAUCUAAUUCGACGUAUAAAACAGGCCUGAGUGUAAACAUUCAGUACUAAAGUUCCAUUCCGUACUUGCUUUGUGCGAAAUUUUUAAUUAAGCCAUUCACAAUAAAUAAUGUGUUUUAAUGCAAACUGGUAUACAUGAAAUUGCAGGGAAUGUUAUCAUUUUUAAGCUAGCGUAUUAGUUGUGUUUUUAUGUUUGUUUAUAAUGGUCUUAAUACUUUAUGUGGAGUUUUUAUAAUUCAUCUGUUAAGAAAGGCGAGGGGUUGCUGCAUGCAUGUAUUUUCUAGUAGUCUGAUAAAUAUCGAAGUCGCAAAUUGUCUACUAAUUUCGUGUGAGUCGUUGCACUUACACUAAAUCGGUAUAAGAACCAGUUAGAGCUUAAAUUAUUCUAUUAUAUAAAUUUUAAAUAUUUUUUUCCUUUUAAGGUUCAUACGUAUAAAGGUUUCUAUUGGUGUGAUUAUUGUAAAAAUUUCUUAUGGGGUUUAAAGCAACAAGGACACAAAUGUCAAGGUAAUUUUGUUGAGAACAACAAUCCGACAAUUCUGAAAUUUAAUAAAUAGCAUUAAUUUUGUUUUCGAAAUUUCAUUUUAGAUUGCGGGCUUAACGCACACAAACAAUGUGUUGCGAGUAUAAAGGAAAAGAACCACACAAAAAAUUGUCAACCGCACAAAAAAUUAGUGAAACGAGGUAAAAGGUUGAUUUUUACUUGUUUUCUAUACAAAAUAGUUUUUUUUAAGAGCUGUGCAUGUAAUAGACAUUAAUGUACAAGUCUUCAGGCUCCUCGCCUGGUGGGCGGCUUAUUGUCGAUUUCAAGUCACUUUUCAACUCGUGGUUCCCAAGUUCGUUGCGAACUUGCCAAUUACAUUUCCAAGUUCGGAAAUUGAGCGCGAUCUUCGCAACAAAGUUCGCAAGUUCAUUUCAAUGUUUGAACUUCGUUUGUAAACAAAUGUUCAUACUCAAUAAUAAUAACCAAUUCAAUGAAAUACAAACCUUCUUGGUAGCCCACUGGACCAAAAACUUUCCAUUGAAUUGGUAAUUUCAACUUGAACUAUGAAUAUACAAUUACUUUAUGGUUUCCGUGUUCCGUGUUUGGAUGGCCUGAUCCAAACACGGCUUUCGACCAAUCAGAAUACGCGUUAUAUACAUGUUAUUUUAUAACAUUUGUUUACAAUAGUUCAAACAUUGAAAUGUACUUGCGAACUUUGUUGCGAAGUUCGCGCCCAAUUUCCGAACUUGGAAAUGUAAUUGGCAAGUUCGCCACAAACUUGCGAACCGCGCGUUGAAAAGUGACUUGAAAUCGACAGUAAAAACAGCAGUUGAUACUUGUACUUUACAGUACGUACGUAUUACAGCAUGGCUAAAACGCUAACUUCAAAGCCCAGCACAAAUCCAAACAAUGAAAGUACAACAGGGUUAUUCCCUGUAGGAAAAAAACCGACAACGUAUGCAUUUGUUUAUUAGGUAUCAUUUCUUUUUAAUUAGUUUUUGGUGUGGACUUGACGACUCUUGUUAAAGCACACAAUACAAAACUUCCUACUAUUCUGGAAGAAUGUGUCAGAGAAGUUGAAAAGAGAGGUACUUUCAAUUUUCGUGUUUAAUUAUUUUACAUUCUCUUGUAUGUUUUACAUUUUCCUGUUUGUUUUACAGUUUAUUGAAUAUUUUACAUUUUUGUUACCUAGUACUCAAAGUACUGCCUAAUAAGAUUAAUACCUUUCUUCAGACGUCAAGUACUGUACGUCACCUUGGCCAUAGAACUUCGCUUUUGUGCAUGUGACAUUAGUUAAUAUUAUACCUCAACUUCAAAUUAUCCAAUCAGAAAACUCAGUUUGUGACACGUGAGCAUGAAAUUAAUCGCGAUAUCACCUAUGGUUAUCACGCCUUACGUAUCAUUUAGCGAGCCUUCGUUCCUUUUGACAAUGUUCCACACCAUGUUCCCUGUUCGUGUAGACCACGCGAGACAACACGCAUGACAACAAGAUGGCCGACAAAAUAGAAAUAGUAUAAUUGAGUGAUGUAUAAUUAAAUUUUAAAUGUAAAACCUGGGGGGUUUCAAAAUUUUGAAACAAAUUUUGAAAAAUGUUGUUAUUAAUAUUCCGAACGAUAUGUUAUUCGAAAGAAAAGCGACGACACUUGCGUUAAUCUGAAAAUAAAACAUCUUAUUCACGAAGGUAUGUGUCAAGUUUUUAAUUCUCAACUUGGAGUCUUUUAAUUUUCGGUAUAAUAUAUUUAUAGACCUCCGCUCGGGGGAUUCGUCGAAAUAGUACCCUCAGUUAUGAUAUUUCAUAUCGGGUAAUAUUUCCUCGAAUCCCCCUCGCUCCAGGUCUAUAAAUGAUAAAAGUUCAACGUUGCAAUCACGAAAACGAGGCUGUAUAGCCGAGGUGACAUACUUUCCAGAAGGAUGUAUUUAAUAAAUAGGGUGUAUUAAAUUUGGUUUAGUUCUUCACAAUGAGUACAAAGCCCAAGACCUGAAUUAUUGAAACUAUACUGAUUUCACAUGGUUAUUUUUAGGAAUGACGUCGGAAGGUAUUUACAGAGUAUCUGGGUUUGCAGAUGAUAUCGAAAAUCUAAAGAGUUCAUAUGACAAAGGUUAGGGGUUGUAUAUAUUACUGCAUAUGUGGUACAUGAAAAAAGAUUAAUGAGCUUAUGGGAAUGCACGUGCGGGCGGGCGCCCUGGGCGUGGGUACUAAUUCCGCCCGGCUAUUUAUCCCCGGGGUAAGGAAAGCAUUAACGAAGUCUAAAGUUCAUCAAUGAUCGCGGGCGUGGGUUACUGUGCGUGAUUGGGUGGGAGAGACGUUAAUGAAGGUUUGUUUGUUUUAAAUAUUGAUACAAUGAUAUAUGUAUAUUGUUUGCUUUAUAAUUGCUUUAAAAGCUGAUCGUUGUGUAUAUUUUAAAUGAAAAAAGACAGCAUAUAUUUUCAGUUCAGUGUAUCUUGAUUGAUUAUCCUUUUUUAUUGGAAUUUGAAAUCAUUUUAUUUCAAACUCAAAGUUUAUCGAUAAAGGCAGUUUAGUUUUAUAAGAACAUUUUAAAACGUUUUACGAAGCUUUUAUGGUUGAAUUGAAGCUUAUAUUACGAAUAAUAACAUUGGGAAAUUGAUAAUUUUGUAAUUAAAAAUGACAUUUUUAGGGGAUUUUUUAUUUGUAAAAAUAUUCUUAAUAAAAUUAUCGUGUUACCAUGACAACUACUUUAAAUACUACAUGUUCGGAAAAUACAAUGGUUUUGCAUGUAUUUUCUAGUUUACAGUAUACUCUGCAGGGUUCCCAAUAGAAUUUGGAGUAGGAGGCAUUUUGAAAGGAGUGGGCGGCAAUGUGGUGGCGAAGAUACCACUCGCUUGGGGGAGGGGAUCCGAGGGCGUUUCUUUGUGAAAAUUCUGAAAUUUAAACCCUCCGAAAUGGCAUUUCCAGGCAUUUUGCAGAGGUCCAUUUCCAGUCAAGAAAAAUUUCCACGGACAGAAAAUUUCCCGAAAAUGUCAUUGUUAAAAGUUGAAAAUUUUCAACUUCAAAACUUGUUUCCGUGGCCAAUCACAUUUUAUAAAAUUUUCUUUCCGCCGAAAAUUUUCCUGAGUGGAAAUGGGCCUUUCGGUUUUGGAGGUUUUGUCGUUUUAUCCAAAUAUUUAACAAAGGCUAUUGUGUAAAAUUUAUGUUAGAAAAGCAAGAAACCUUUCCCUUGACAUUUCUGCGAUGAGGAUGAAACAUUUUGGUUUGUAAUUUCGAGAAAUAACCGGCGAUUGUCUAGGCUAUAGACGGCGAAAAUCGCCGGGUGCCGGCUCCUAUUGGGAACACUGAUACUGUAGUUUCCAUUCCCUUUUUCGAGUAAGGAAGAGCCUUCGAAAGGAAAAAGCGACAUGCUUUACAGGGUAAAUCACUGUUUCAUUUGUUUAACCUUUUAGCACGGGCUUUCUUGCUUUUUAUGGAAAAGAAAAUUCGUUUGUAUAAUAACUACAAACACGCAUUUUGAUUGGACAAUACCCGUGCAGUGUCAGACAAUCCUGCAGGGAAAAUUUAAAUGCCUUUGCGCGGGCUUUUUAAAAUUUCGAACAAUAGAACUAUUUUAACGUGUUUAUAGUUAUGAAAGUGGUAUAAAGAACAUUCGUGGGGAUAGCGACUUACGAACUUUGUCCGUGAUUGGUUAGCUCACGAAUUGAAGGUUGUGAGAAUUGCACAAUUUAUCAAUAAUUUUAAUAAAGUUUACCGUUUAUGUGGCUCGUGAUCAUGUGUUUUACGCUUUCCGAAAGUCUCGCAAUAUCCCGAGUGCAUCGAUGACGCUAUCCUUCACGGAAAACCGUUCGGUAUUCCAUUAAUAAUGUUAUGUUCAUCUAAUGAUACGUAUAAUGUUUUGAAUUCGUGCGUUUGCUUUUUCUUUCAGGAGACGUUGUUGACAUUGGUCCGUCAAAAUUCGACGACAUUAACAUAAUAGCUGGUGCUUUAAAACUUUAUCUUCGUAUGCUGCCAUUACCCGUCAUAACGUUUGAAACGUACAAUAAUUUUAUCGAGGCAAUACGUGAGUGUUGAAUUUAAUGUUCAAGCGUCUAUUUUUCUUUUUUCACUAUCGACUCUCACUUUAGACUGCAUGCGCCAGUUAAAAUCUAGUACAGUAAUUCUUCUAGUAAUCUUGUAUAGUCAUUGACAGGUGUUUUAGCUACAGUCAAAACAUUCGCCGUUAUACGCCAUUUUUCCAAAUACGUCUAUAGCCACCACUGAAUUUCCCAGACUGUUUAGACCUGCCAAAAAUAACGUAACUAUUAUCAAUGAAAAAAAAUAUAUAUAUAUAAGAUUUCUCAACCUUCAAAACUUUGCUCAAGGAGAAUUGGGAACCAGAUCAGUGUUACGAGGAUGCCACCCAAAACAAUAUGAAAUGUCUCCUAAGUGGACACAUUUUUUAACUCGCCUCCGAAUUUCCUGAGCUAAUUGAAUUCCCCAAUUUCAAAAAUUGCCAAUUUUUUUCUUUUGGCUAACACCCUGAUUCAUACUGACCUUUAUUAUCGUAUUUUGUUAUUUAGAGUUGGAGAAACACGAAAGUAUCGAAGCAAUUGGCCGAGCUUUACAGGAAUUACCUCAUGCACAUUACGCCACUCUAAAAUAUAUCAUCUCGCACCUAACCAUGUAAGUUUACAACCGCUUUGAAAUAACUACUGUGUACAGUAUAAUACUGAUGUCUUUUGACAAUUUUACUUAGUUUUUUCAUUGUAAAAUUUGUUAUUUUUAUGUGCAGUGUUACAAGGUUUUCCAAGGAUAACAUGAUGAAUUCAGAAAACUUGUCCAUUAUCUUUGGCCCCACUCUGAUGAGGCUUCCUGAAGAAAAGAGUCUUUUGGAAUCUCAACAUUACAUCAAACUUCAAAAACUUAUUGUCCAAUCUAUGAUUGAUGAAUAUGAAACAUUAUUUGGAAUAUAAAAGUGUUCAUUAUAUGUAGUUAGUAUAAUAGAUGCCUAGCCUGCUCGCAGACGUUGUUAUUCUUACGCCAAGCGACGAAAAACUAAUGUCUGCUUACCCGAGCUGCACAUUCAGUUCCCUUUGUUUUAGGAGCCAAUCAUCUGGCAGUGUUCAAAAGAGUUAGAGCCAAUUGGAAGCCGCCUUAUUGAGCGAUUAGCUACUGGGGAAACCCCUUGCACAUCACAUGGGAAUAUAUUGUUUGGGUUGAAAUUUGUUUACUUGCGUGGAUAUAUUUUGGUAACUAUAGCGUUGAACUUCACGAUGUUUACGUGGACUAAUAUUGUGAUCAUCUUCUCGCAUGUUCUGCAAACAAUCGGUGUAUAUAAAAUGCAAAAGCAAUGCAGUAGGCGAAAUUUAAAUUUUUGUUAACAAUAACAAACAAUCAAUCUGGAAACUCUGGUAUAUCAGGAUAUGUCCAAAUGUUGCUCUUGAUAUACUUCCUAUAUGAUUAAGAGAAAAGAUUAAGCUCUCGUUGUCAUCUAGAAACGUGUAGCCAAGUUAGAGUAUAAACGUUUCGAAGUUUGGGCGAAUUGGAAAAUUCAUCUCGGCGCAAUUACAAGUUUCUCGGGUUUGUGUUGUGUUUACAGUUUACAUUCAGAAGUGCUUGCUCAAACAGCAAAUUAGUUUACUUUGAAGCUACUAUUUCGCUUUCAAAGCCACAGUAUUAUAUAAACAUUUUCUGUCUUCCGAGUUCUUUUGUCUUAUAUAGAUAAACAUCCGUCAAAAGUUCGAAUUUCAGCGAAAUAUAUUCGGUAUUUGAUGCUCCUAAAUCAAAUGACGUCACUUUCCAGAAUUUGGAAGGUAAAUUCUGAUUGGGUGACGAAGCGGAAUUCAGUUUGGCGCUCAGGUAAGCCAUAGUGGGUAAGCAGACGUUAGUUUUUCGUCGCUUGGCGUAAGAAUAACAACGUCUGCGAGCAGGCUAAUAGAUGUCCAACUUAUUGUUGUUCUUUUAAAUUUAAUCGAAUUAUUUUGCCAAAAAUAUUUACAUGGGUGCCCCAUUGCAUGGCGUUUACACCGCUUGUAUAUUUUUUGGGAUUUACCUAACAAAUUAGCUACCAGAUAUCUUACAUCGUAUAGCUCCACCUGCCACCUCCACAGGCCCUGCUGUAUUAUGCGAUUGCUACACCGAAAUUCUCCUGGAUCUUGUUAAAAGUAUAUGUCAUGACUUUCGCGAUUAUAUAUAUGCAAGAUAAAUUUGCAUAAUUAAGUACCAAUCGUUUCAGUCUUUAAAACAAGUUAUAAACUGGUUAUUUGUUUAAUACAUGUUGACAACAGAUAACCCAUGGCAAGUGUUACUCGAAGUGCAUGAUGGAAUUGGACCAUUUUGUUUACAAGAUUUGCCAGAUCCUCUAGAAGUUGUGACCUCCCAUGAUGCAAUAUAGCAAUGUUAGCUCAAAUCAACAUUACUCGACUGUCCAAAUCAAAAAUAUUUUUUGAAAAAUACCUAUAGUAAAUAUUUCAAGUAAACUUGAGUAAAUUACUGUAAUCUCCCUCUCUGCAGCCGGCACUAGUGAAGAAACCACUGGCGGUCUGCGAAGGAAGCUAAGAAUUAAACAGUUCAUGCAGAGACAUGGUUGGAGUUUUAUGGUUUAAUGUUACCGAGAUUUUAUACACGUAAAAUCCAUGCACUAUUUUUGUAUUAAUUGUGUACUAACAUUAUAAUGUAGGAAAAUGAAUUGUACAUUUGUGAGUUUUACUAUAGUUAAUUAAUAAAAGCAUAUUAACAUGACUUCGCUAACUAAUACAUUGUUUAUAAACCUGGU
Molecule: messenger RNA, 9269 nt
Organism: Paramuricea clavata
Lineage: Eukaryota; Metazoa; Cnidaria; Anthozoa; Malacalcyonacea; Plexauridae
Source: the annotation of a GenBank genome assembly